AUGUAUCAACAAUGGAUUACAGCAGCGAUUGCGUUUACUAUCACAUUUGCUGGAAUUUUUAUAAAUGUAUCCGUAAUAUAUGCUAUCAAUAAAACUCCAUCCAUGAGCGGAUCAUUUGGUAUUAUAACGAAAAGUCAGGUUGUCUGUAACAUGAUAAUGUGCUCAAUAUAUGUAGUGUCUGUUCUUCCAUUGCAGUUGAGUUCCCUAUCCCAUUUUAUACCAAUCUCUCAUUAUUUUGGAACCGCUGCUCAGACUGUCUACGAAAUUUCCAAUUUAUCUCAUUUCCUAAACGCUCUCAAUCGGUGCUGUGCAGUAUUUAUGCCGUUAUGGUAUACUCAAAUUUUUAGUAACCCAAAAACUAUAUUCUAUCGUAAUUUCCUAUGGAUUUUUUCAAUAAUAUUUACCAUAUCAAUCUGUGAAAUUUUCCAAUGUUUUCUAGUGUAUGCGCCAAAUUUUUGGAAUUUUCAAUUUGUGAUCGACCCAGUUUGCGAGGAUAUAACUUGGUAUUUAGACUUUGUUUUUAAUGGUUCAAUAAUGCUAGUAACGUUAUUUAUUGACCUUUUGGUUGCUUAUAAGGCAAGAAAACACUCUAAAGCCCUCCCCGUUGGAUCCGAAUAUUUAAAAGUUUUACGAAAACGGGAUUGGAACUUUGUGCGGCAAACUUUUUUGCAGAUCGCAAAUUUUUGCGGUGUAUUCUCAUUUUACGUAGUGGCACCUCGUAUUAGCGAUGAUUGGAUUAUUUUGAAAUUUUUUGUUAUAUCGCUUUGGGUUUUUAUGCAUGCGUUAGAUGGGGCAAUAAUUAUGGCAUCAAAUGACGAGUUACGAGAUGUAUAUAAGAAAAGUAAGUUGUCAGCCGUCGCAAAAAUCGUAUUAAUACUUUCAGAGUCCGUGAUGGCACAUUCACCUAUUUUGUACAUUGUUCAAACGAGGUUGUAA
This is a messenger RNA of Caenorhabditis elegans, 936 nucleotides long. Lineage: Eukaryota; Metazoa; Nematoda; Chromadorea; Rhabditida; Rhabditidae. The record is from the annotation of a RefSeq genome assembly.